Messenger RNA from Iphiclides podalirius (scarce swallowtail), 1794 nucleotides. The record is from the annotation of a GenBank genome assembly. Lineage: Eukaryota; Metazoa; Arthropoda; Insecta; Lepidoptera; Papilionidae.
AUGGAACCAAAUAUUUUUGAACCACGACAUAAUGUAACUAACUAUUCGCCGGGCGCUUGGCGGGCUGUGGGCCAGCGGGGGGCCGGGGGUGGCACGUGGCGAGCUCGGCGCGGCUGCGCGGCCGGGUGCGCUGGGCUCGAGGCCCGGCCGGGCUCGCGGCAUUCCCCCGCCGGGCGCGAUGCGAGCCGACCCGCCCGACGCGCCGGGCGCGCAGGCCGCGCAGGCCGCGCCAGCCGCGCGCCCGGCCCGAGCCGCGCGCUGAGCCCGACAACGCCGCCGGGCCCCUGCGCGCCCAUGGAGCCGCCGUGGGAGCUCGAGCUGGAGCUGCGGCGGCACAUCGAGAACUGCGCCUGCACCUGCGAUCACAUGGGCUACGGGAACUACAUGGACUAUCGCGUGGCGCCCGCGGCGCACGCCUGCCUCUGCCGCGCGAUCACCUCGCCGCACGCCCACGCCGCCGUUCCCGAGGGCAUGACGUUUCCUGGCUCGCUGCCGGACGUAGCGGAGAGGUGCGGCCGUUGGGCGCCGGACUCGUUGUCGGCGUCCGCUUCUGGCAGCUCGGACGAGAAGCCGACGCCGCGGCGGCCGCGUUGGCGCAUCGCCCUGGCGGCGCUGGUGGUGCUCGCCGCGCUCGGCGCCGCCCUCGCCCUGCCCCUGGCAUUGGGCGGCGGCGGGCGUGCCACGCCCGAGCAGCGCCUAGUCACCAUACGACGCAUGUUACGGGACUCCCCUCUAGUGGACGGUCACAACGACCUAGCGUGGAACGUUCGAAAGUUUCUGCACAAUAGAAUCAGUGAUUUCAACCUGUCCGCCGGCCUCGAGGGCCUUGAGCCGUGGGCGCGCUCGCGCUGGUCGCACACGGACAUCCCGCGGCUCAGGCUCGGCCAGGUCGGCGCCCAGUUCUGGUCCGCUUACGUGCCGUGCGGCGCGCGCGACCGUGACGCCGUCCAGCUCGCGCUCGAACAGAUGGACGUUAUCAAACGAAUAGUGGAUAUGAACGCUGCACACCUUGCGUUGGUUACCGACGCCGCGGAGCUAUUGGACGCUCACAGGGAGGGAAGAAUCGCGUCCCUGAUAGGCGUCGAAGGCGGACACGCCCUCGGUGACUCGCUGGCUGUUCUGCGGGCGUUCUAUCAGCUCGGUGCUCGUUAUCUCACAGUGACGCACACGUGCGACAAUAGGUGGGCGCGGGCCGCUGGCACCUCGGGUGGGCUCACUGAGUUCGGUCGUGCUGUCGUCCGCGAAAUGAACCGCCUCGGCAUGAUCGUCGACCUCUCGCACGCUGGCGAGGAGACCGCGCGUGACGUGCUGCAAACGUCGCAGGCGCCCGUGGUGUUCUCACACUCCGGCGCGGCGGCGCUCUGCAACUCGAGCCGGAACGUGCCGGACGAAUUGUUGCGUAUGAUCGCGGCGAACGGCGGCGUCGUGAUGGUGAAUUUUUACGCGAAGCUCGUGGCGUGUGGCGAGCGGGCGACUGUUGACGACGUGGUUGCGCACAUCAACCACGUACGGCGGGUGGCGGGCGUAGAGCACGUGGGCCUUGGGGCAGGCUACGACGGCAUCGACGCGCCGCCGGAGGGCUUGGAAGACGUGUCGCGGUACCCUCACUUGCUCGCCGAGCUGCUGCGCGAUCCCAGCUGGAGUGAGGAGGACGUGCGCAAGCUAGCCGGUAUGAACGUGGUGCGCGUGCUACGCCACGUAGAGCGUGUGCGCGACGAGUGGCGGCGUGCCGCGGUCCUCCCGGGCGAGGAGUCGGCGGGCGCGCGCCGCGGCGACUGCGCCUACGGGCCCGCG